AUGGAGCAAGACAUCAUGGCUCAAUUUCUGGAGAGAGAGCGAGAGCGAGAGGAGGAAGUUGGCAACAGCGAGGACUCCUUGGAGAACGCUGGCAUCAUCGCCACGUUCUUCAAGAAAGUCCUCAGCCCGGAAGAACUGGCUGACAUCUACCUCUCCGCCCUCCACGGGCUUCCAGAGAACACCGCCUGCAACACCGAAGCCGCAGUCUGCGUAGAGAGGGCCCUCCACGGGGACCCCUCCGUGGCCUUGGGGAAGGCGCCAGAGAUCAUCAGGUUCAUGCAUGGGAACCUGGACGACAUCACCAACCGUCACGCCAGGACCCAUGCCACUGGCGUCCUUCAGGAGCUCCAGGACCAUCGAUUGAGCGAGGUGGCCUACACCCUGCUGAGCUGGUCACCCCAGUGUGACAGCUCAGCGGCCACCUUGUGGAGGAUGCUGGUGGACCGGAAUAGAAGCGCAGCCGAAGUCCUUGAACAUCUGAUGGCCUGCUUGCAGGGGCAGCCGCUCAAGCCCCAUCUCACCGCAGAGGAGGCUGCCCCUCUGCGCGUGGCGGCUGCCCACGUCCUCCCAGCGCUCAUGGACCAGCCUCUCUUGAGCUUGCGCCUGGCUCUUGAAGAUCAGUGGGAGGCUGUUUGCCUGGCCUGGGUCUUCUGGAUGUCCCACCUCCACCGAGGGGUCCAGGAGAUCCCCCUGAGCCCCGUGCUGGAGAGUGCCGAGCCUGCCCCUGAGGAGCUUGUCAAGUCAGCUGCCGGCACUCUCCAAAAGCUCCUGGGACAGGUCAGGCCGGAGCUCCUUCCCAAGGCCAGCAACAUCUGGCCACUCCUGGAAAACGCAGAGUCUUUCCACAGCGGCGUGACUCUCUUCUUUCGAGCCCUCAACAUCAGUCUCCCCUCCCGAGAGGGGCAGCAGGUGGUGGACCACCUCGCGGCCGUUCUCCACGGCCAUGAGGAAUACCAGCAGGUCACCGCCAUGGCCAUCCUUGCUGAGCUCCUACAAACCUCUGAUUCCACCAUACCAGAGGACACCUUCCAUCUUCUGAUGGGGCAGUUGUCAUCACCUAACGCUGCCAUCCACUCGCUGGCCCUUGACGGCUUGCACCAUCUGGCGGACAAGCCUCAGCAGGUGUGGAAGCUGCUGCCUCUACUGCCAGAGGCGGCCAAGACCUUGCAGGAGCCGGACGAACAAAAGGCCCAGAGGCUCUUUGGCCAGCUGCACCACUGCUUGGCCCAGACCACCGACCCCUCUCUGGCAGUGGCCGCGGCUGGCCGGCUGGUCCCCCUCUUUCACGCAGAGUCCCCCCAGGCCCGCGCCUUUGGAUUUGACGCCUUUGGGACAAUGCUGAGAAGAGGAGCUACGGAAAGGGCCGUGAAAGACCUGGCCCUCAGCAGCCUGGUGCCUCUCCUGCUGCACCUGCAUGACGAGAACAUCGACGUCAUCGAGGCUUGUUGGGACACCCUGAGAACUGUGGCUGUCCUCCUGGGGCACGAGAAGCUGCGCUGGCUGAUCCCAAAACGGGACUCCUGGGCCGUCUGGCUUAUCAUCGUAAAGCGGUUCAGGAAGGUCCCGAAGUGCCGCUUCCUGCAGCAGAUCCUGGAGCACCUGAGGAGCCCUCAAGCGAACAUCCGAGAGGCGGCGGUCAAGAUCCUGGGCUUGGUAGGUCAGCAGACCAAGGAUCAAAGAAAGAUGACCAUCAUCUACCAGGCCCUGCGAGACAUGAGGGGGGAUAAGGAUCCAUCCAUCGGCACCCUGGCCCUCCAUACUGUGGACAUCCUGGAGGCUAUGAAUGAAGGGGUCUCCCCCUGCUGGAGCCUCUGGGAAAGGCUGAGGCGGAGGUUGAGGGGCUGCUGCUCACCUGCAGAAGACGACAUGGUGACUGAGCGUAUCAGGAAGAUCUCCGCGUGGCACUCCUUGACUGUAGCAUCCGAAAAGGGGUAG
This is a messenger RNA of Euleptes europaea (tarantolino), 1935 nucleotides long. RefSeq names its product maestro heat-like repeat-containing protein family member 7. Gene Ontology annotation, cellular component: cytoplasm. The transcript has 15 exons. Lineage: Eukaryota; Metazoa; Chordata; Lepidosauria; Squamata; Sphaerodactylidae. Bases 1 to 1935 code for a protein of 644 amino acids. The record is from RefSeq and is a predicted model, not a curated record.